Molecule: messenger RNA, 1254 nt
Organism: Fopius arisanus
Lineage: Eukaryota; Metazoa; Arthropoda; Insecta; Hymenoptera; Braconidae
Exons: 6
Coding region: 102-1076 (324 amino acids)
Molecular function (GO): heme binding; oxygen binding
Source: RefSeq, a predicted model, not a curated record
CCCAGAAAUCCCUUAUAUCCCCUUACGGAUAUAAAAAAUCAAUUUCACACAAUUGAAUUUCAUUUGUUGAGCGACAUUUGUUUGAUAAAAUCGAUUAACCCAUGGGAAAUAAAAGUCAUCGAGGUAAUGAUGGUCACACGGUGAUGAAGCAGAUCUGGUCGGGUAUUGAAAAAAAUCCUCAAUACCACGCGAAUCUAUUUUUCAUAGGUUUUUGCAAGACAAAUCCUCAAUACUCCAGGUACUUCACCACCGAUCCGGAUAUUCCGCUGUCAAUCGAUGCUCGAACGAGUGCUAAAUUUCGAUUGAUCAUGGAAGCCCUGGGAUAUUUAUUACUGGAUACAUACAAUAAACCAAAUCAAUUGGAGUACAUCACUGGCUACAUUGCAAUGAUCCACAAGGACAUGGAAUUAAUCUCCGCCGAUAUGUUUAAUUUUGGAGCAAGUCUUGUUCAUUAUUUGACAAUAACUUUCCCUCAGUCAAUGUCUCCCAAUUGUCAAUCCAUAGUUUCUGGGUACAUUCACAAUAUCUUGGACGGAAUAUCCAGAAAAUUGGAGGAUUUCAGGGAGACUGAUAUCAGGACUAAUAUUACCGGAAAUAGUGACGAUAUUCCCCUAAAGUGGAAAAUAUGCUUGAAAUCUAGAGGAAGAUUGCGUUGGAGAUCGAAAUCGGCUUCGAUCUACGGCCACACGGUAGAUUAUUGGAUGGAGAGGAAGCGCAAAUGGGACGAGCGACUGGAGUCCUGGAGGUGUCAUGAUCACGGGACAACAACGAAAAUUGAAGUUUCUCCCUCUGAAGACAUCCCAAGAGUGAAGAUUGGAGAAGCCACUGUGGAGGACAUUGGAUCUCAUGCAGAUCAGUUCCUCAAGUCUUACGGAGUCAUAGAGGAAAUAAAACGAACGUCGUGUGAAUCCAGACGUCGACGACCAACUCUGAUGACCAAGAAAUCCGGCGAAAUGCAAUACAAAGUCGUAGAGACGAUGAUAAAUGCCGUGAAGUCCGAUAGAGAGAGAGAUUCCAUCAUCACUAACUCCACAGCUAGACAAAGACGUCGUGAGAGGCAGUUAGGCUCUCCCUAAAUUCUCAUCUGCUCGUCUUCAGAUCUAGCUUUCCAACAUCUCGGGGUCUACCUCCGCGUAAUGGUUUUAUCAGACUCACGUUGUUGUCACUGGCAACUCUUCGUAAUUUAUUAUCCCUACAAUAUAAAAAGAGUGCGAUAAUUACACUAGCUAAUUUAUUGUAAUUAUUUGUCAAAAA